UCUCAGCGAGUGGCUUGUAGAUUGUAUGUAGUGCUAUAAGCCUCUUUCCUCAGCAUAUAUGCGCUGGUAGCUUAGUUGACCCGGCCGAAGAGCAGAAACGUACGACCCUGUAUAUAUCAUAGUCUAUUAUUAAAAUUUUGUGAGCGAAUAUGUCUCCCCUUACGCCCACUGACUUGCAGCGAAUAUUUGAGAAGCUGGAUAGGAACGGGGAUGGGUUGGUGAGCCUUGAAGAGCUGAAAUGGCUGCUGGACAAGAUAGGUCACGAGUUCAGCCCCGACGAGCUUGAGGGUCUGGUCGGAAAAAAGAACCUGGACUUGAAUGAAUUCUUGUUCUUCUGGGAGUCCAUAUCGAAGCAGAACAAUAACAGAGGAGAUGAAGAAGGCGAGGACGGAGCAGACGUGGAGAGCGACCUGGCAAAGGCGUUCAGGGUGUUUGACUUGGAUGGAGACGGCUUCAUCACCAGCCCAGAACUGGAGUGCGUGCUGAAGAGGCUCCACUUACGGGACUGCCCAAGUGCGAAGGACUGCUCCGCCAUGAUUUGCGCAUACGACACCAACUCGGAUGGUCGUCUUGACUUCCAGGAGUUCAAGAACAUGAUGCUCCUUACCUCUUCUUGAAGAUUGAUUCCUUAAUUUCCACUUGCAGUACUCGGUGUGCUUCUCAUACUCUUAAGAGUCUCUGAGGUAGUCUGCUUCAUGGUCUUGAUGAUUUUCUGCAUGAAUCGCAGCUCACAUACUAUAUCCAAAGCUGUUAUAAUCUGCGUGCGUGCGUGCGUGCGUGUGUAGACUUUUUGCAUCUGUGACUUGCAAUGGCAGCAAGACAAUAAUACCCAUGUUCUGCUAUUCAUGAUUUAUAUUUCUGUUGGUGAAUUUGAUAUGCCUAAUGGCCAAACUUUAUGUAGUUGAUGCAGCAGAGUUAUAUCGAUUUCUUGAGAGAAAUUAAUGAAACGUAUUGCUCUAAAUUAAA
Messenger RNA from Prosopis cineraria, 966 nucleotides. RefSeq names its product probable calcium-binding protein CML44. Gene Ontology annotation, molecular function: calcium ion binding. NCBI's taxonomy places the organism in Eukaryota, Viridiplantae, Streptophyta, Magnoliopsida, Fabales, Fabaceae. The coding region runs from base 150 to 617 and encodes 155 amino acids. The record is from RefSeq and is a predicted model, not a curated record. The transcript has a single exon.